UCUUACCGGACCACCUCUUGCAGUGGUUGCAAUGUUGAUUUUACUUUUAUUUUCGGCAGUUUUCUUCGUCGAAACUGCCCAGAUAACAAAAGACAAAGAUUCCGCAGCGCCCAAUCAGUCGACAACGUUCAACCCGCACAGUGCGCUGGUGAAUUGUUCCUUUCUUCCCGAGGAGUUCCUGGACUGCGAAGAACCGUACAACCAUAAAGGAAACCGUACGGCCAAGGAGGAGCUUGGCUACGGAUGUGUGAAAAUCGGCGGCGUCUACUAUGACGAGGUCGAAGUGACGAAGGUGAAGUGUGUCGUGUUCGAAAAUAUCGAGUGUUUUGGUCCACGGGAAUUUUGGCGUGAUGGAUUUCCCUGCGUGAAGUACACGGAUCACUACUUCGUAACGACACUGCUGUACAGCAUUCUGCUCGGUUUCCUGGGCAUGGAUCGGUUCUGCCUAGGGCAGACCGGUACGGCCGUGGGAAAGCUGCUAACCCUGGGCGGUAUUGGCAUUUGGUGGAUCGUGGAUAUCGUCUUGUUGAUCACGAACAAUUUGUUACCCGAAGAUGGCAGCAACUGGAAUACGAAAGUUUGAAGCAGCUUACGAAGAUAGAUGGUCGAACGUGUUAUACCUUCCCUCUGGGAGGUCAGCAGAUUAUAUUGAAUAAACGAAGGCUGAUCGGUUGUUAAAAUAUAGAUUGUAUUCCAUUAGUUGAUCAUUAGAAAAACAACAUUAAAUUAUCUAUAAAACUAUAUAUUUACAGGACGCGGUUUCCUUGUACUCAGCAAUGAGUGAAAUUAAUUAAGCUUAAGAAAAAUGAACGCAUACAAAAUACAUAAGUUUCGAGAAUAA
Molecule: messenger RNA, 841 nt
Organism: Anopheles coustani
Lineage: Eukaryota; Metazoa; Arthropoda; Insecta; Diptera; Culicidae
Gene: amrt
Product: TM2 domain-containing protein CG11103
Exons: 2
Coding region: 32-583 (183 amino acids)
Source: RefSeq, a predicted model, not a curated record